Puntigrus tetrazona (Sumatra barb) is the source of this 2256-nucleotide messenger RNA. RefSeq lists its product as uncharacterized. Bases 80 to 2032 code for a protein of 650 amino acids. The transcript is spliced from 5 exons. NCBI's taxonomy places the organism in Eukaryota, Metazoa, Chordata, Actinopteri, Cypriniformes, Cyprinidae. The record is from RefSeq and is a predicted model, not a curated record.
GGUUUAGCAAGAAGUUAUGAAGUGAGGGAACUAUCAGACGUUGCUGGUUACUCUGUCUCUACAGGUGUCUUAUUUGACUAUGGAUUUUACAUGCUUUUUAAGCGUAAUUUUUGCCUUGUUUCCUGCUUAUGUAACCUGUUUGGAGAAUUAUGAAGGGAGCAUGCCAAAUGCUAAUUUGCAAAGAGUUUCAGCACGCAUUUUCCCAGUGCCUGGCUCAGAGGUAAAACAAAUUGGAAACUGGAAUGAUCCUGUUUACGCUUCAGCUCCCCAGCGCCACUUUCAAGACACCAAAGAAAGUUAUGUUACUCCUAAAGACAGAUUGUUUGCAGGAUCAGCCUUGAAAUCAGAUUCAAAUGAUUGUCAUACAUCUGGUAAAAGUGAUAAUCAAGAUCAUCACUUGAUUAACUAUAAGCCUUCUUUGUCUUUUCCAAAAUAUGACUUGUCUGGGUUUGGUCAACCCUCGGUUCUGUAUGAAUCCCGUAAAGAUGCCUUCAAAGCCGCUUCUACCUCAUCUCAAAGUGGGUCCACUUUAAGAACCCUAAAUGUACCCUCUAGAGGUGAAUCUAGUUAUGAGUUUGCUAAAACUGCUGGAUCUAAUGAGAUCUCUGUUGUAAAGAAUCCUAAAAACAUGCAAAGCUAUAUGAAGUUAAAAUCUGAAGUUACCAGAGGCCCACUUGCAACAGGCCCGAAUCGUGGACCAACUUCAAUCUCUGGACAGAUUUCCAAUCAGUAUACUUCAUCAAAGGGAAGCCAGAGUACUAGCAAACUUCAGCCAGCCAGUAGCAGUUAUGGCCCAAUAAUGAAGGGAAACCCUGUGUAUUCAAGGAUGAAUCCAAUAAAGCCCUCUUAUGGUGGAUUUAAAUACACUGGGGCCAAGCCUUUGGUUGUUAGCUCAGGACCAAUCUUUGUAGUUCAAGGUGAAGGAAAUGCUAAAGGUCUUGGAGGCUAUAGUGGGCAUCCAGAGUCUGUAAAACCACUUGGAGGUCCCAGUCACAUUAACCCCUAUCAGGCCAGUAAUAUUUAUAGAUCGACUGAAAGCAGUCAGGGCAAAUUAAAGGGUAAACCUCUUCACUACUCCACGAGUGGAACUCAAUAUAGUCCCAGCUCUGAGCCAAGAAAACCCUCCAAAAACGACUGUAGGAACAAUGAUGCUAGAUCUUCAAUUGCCAGCUCUGGCAGGAUUCUUCUCAAGGCCCCAGAAAGCGCUCAAAUAAACAAGAUGCCACCUCACUAUGAAGCUACCCACAACAAAUUCCAGCAGACUUAUGACCUACGAGAACCUAAUAAAAUCUCCAAGCCUGUCUACCCCUCUCAAAGUUGGGCUCAACGUGAUGUACCCAAGUCCUCAUUAGGCAGCUCUGGUGCAAUCAUGAUACAGGUUCCUGCAAAUGUUCAAAAUAGAGCAGAGUCCAACAAACCCAAAGUUUAUCCCAUUCCAGAGCGUAAAGUACCCUUUGCAUCUGGUCCGACUCCUCAAUACCAGUCUGGGUAUCAGGCCUCUUCUGUGAAGGAAACCCAAUACAAACCGAGCUCAGUGCCCUCAAGGCCUUCUACAGGUAAAUUAGGAUUCGGUGCAACUAACCCCACUAUUGCUGGUUCGAAUGAGAUCAAUACGGUCCGUGUUAUACUUAAUAAACUGCCUACAAGCAGCUUUGGUAGUUUGCAGAACCAAUGGGCUUCUGGUGACAUUAACAGGGGUGCUUUCCAAAGUUCCUCACCUCCACGUUACACAGGCCAGAGGCCGGGUCAAAAUGUACUACAGCCUGUUCGUUCUUCACCCUGUUGUUCAAAAGGAGUCCAAAGCCAAGAUGGCAGCAGGCGUAUUGCUGCCGUUCCAAGCGAGUUUGGCCGAGGUACCAUCCGAAGGACUUCUCCUACACUUUCCAGCAGCUACAGACAAGUUGAGCAAAACCAGCCUCAAGUCAACAGCUUGGAUUCCUUGGCCUCGAAGUGUGAAGUGACCCAGAAUAGCCCUGCAGGUUUUGGUCAACAGGGCCCAGUCAGAUUCCAGGAAGCGAACCUUUCCAUCUAGAAGCAGCUCUCGGCGUCUGCUAUGAACCUUGAUUAGGAGUGCGUCUAGGAGGCUGUCAGUCAACAGGCUCCAGUCUCUGCAAGGACUACAGGAUGCUCCGACCCAGUGCGCUGCUGUUUAGUGAUCACUGAAACCGUGGACGCAGGGGACCUAAAUGACUCUCCUCUUGAUGCACCACCCUUUCAAAGACCAUAUUAAUAAAAAUGUUUAAACCUGCGACAAGA